AUGACCCUUAGAAGCGGAAAAAUAUUAAAUCAACCUGAAGUAAUCCAACAACAAGAGCAACCAAUUCUAGCUACACCAGAAAAGAAGAAACCUGAAGAGAGGAAAGAACCUGUUAACCCAGCACCUGCACCUAAGGCUCCAUUUCCCAAUGCUUUAGAAUCCCCUCUGCCUCUUGAUAAGAAGGGUAUAAAAAUGAAUGAAAUGCUGGAACUAUUUAAACAAGUCCAGAUAAACUUACCCCUUCUCGAUGCCAUUAAGCAAGUUCCGACCUAUGCCAAAUUUCAAAAGGACUUGUGUACACAGAAACGAAAAUCAAAGGCACAGAUACCAAGAAAAGUCUACUUAACUGAGCAGGCCAGCUCAGUUUUUCAGCAAAUUGCCCCACCCAAACUGAAAGAUCCAGGUACCCCAAUUAUUUCUUGUGUCAUAGGAGACCUCACGAUUAAGAAGACAUUAUUAGAUUUGGAUGCAAGUGUCAACCUUCUCCCCAGCUCUGUAUAUGACCUAUUUGGAUUUGGAGAGUUAAAACCCACGACGGUGACCUUACAACUAGCAGACCGAUCUAUUAAGGUAUCCCGUGGAAUGCUGGAAGAUAUGUUGGUGAAAGUAGAUGAAUUUUACUUUCCUGUUGACUUUCUUGUGCUAGAUAUGGAAUCUGGCAGCAACCCCAACCAAAUACCAAUCAUCCUAGGUAGACCCUUCUUAGCAACCGCUAAUGCUUGUAUAAAUUGUAGGACCGGGGUUAUGGAUGUAUCUUUCGGGAACAAGAAGCUAAGGUUGAAUAUUUUUAAUGCAUCUCUGGGACCACCUGUGUACGACCAUAAUGAAAUCAACUUGUUAGAGGAAGUUAUAGAAGAUAAAGCUCCUGCCUUGCUCAACUCAGAUCCUUUACAGGCAUGUCUAAUACAUUUUGGAAUGGAUAAUUUUGAUAUCAAUGGAUACACUGAAGAAAUACAUGAGCAAUCACCAACUCAAUCAAGCCCUCUGGUACCUUCCUUAGAAGCACCACCUACUCUAGAGCUAAAGCAUCUUCCUGCCAUGCUGAAAUAUUCAUUUCUUGGACCCAAUGAUACCCUUCCAGUGAUCAUUGCAUCUGAUCUAACCAAUGACCAGGAAGACAAACUUGUAGGGGUGCUCAAAAAGCAUAAAGAAGCUCUAGGGUGGUCAAUUGUCGAUUUGAAGGGUAUAGAUCCUUCUUUUUGCAUGCAUCAUAUUCACUGUGAGGUUGAGGCAAAACCACAUAGGGACAUGCAAUGAAGAUUGAAUCCGAAUAUGCGGAAAGUCAUGAAAAAGGAAGUAGUGAAAUGGCUAGAUGCUGAAAUUAUCUACCCAAUUUCGGAUAGCCAAUGGGUUAGUCCAACCCAAGUAGUACCUAAGAAGUCAGGUAUUACCAUAGUAGAGAAUGAUGAGGGUGAGUUAAUUCCUACUCGUGCAACAACGGGGAUCGAAGUAGAUAAAGCAAAGGUUGAAGUAAUCUCGAAAUUGCCUCCCCCAACCUCUGUUAAACAAGUGCAAUCCUUUCUAGGCCAUGCAGGUUUCUAUAGGCGCUUCAUUAAGGAUUUCAGCAAGAUCUCACGACCCUUGUGCAACUUGCUUGCCAAGAAAAAUUCUUUUAAUUUUAAUGAAGAUUGCCUAACUGCUUAUAAUAAACUCAAAACUGCCUUAACCACUGCACCAAUCAUAAGAUCUCCGGAUUGGACCCUACCAUUUGAAAUCAUGUGUGAUGCUUCUGAUUAUGCUAUAGGGGCAGUCCUUGGACAAAGAUUUAAUCGGGAACCGCAUGUAAUUUAUUAUGCAAGUAAAACUCUUUCAGAUGCUCAAUUGAAUUACACCACGGUAGCAGAUCAUAUUUCUAGGAUCCUGGUAGAACACAAUAAAGAAAUGAUUAGAGAUAGAUUUUUGGAUGAACAACUCUUUUCAAUCUCUUCCACUGAUCUUUCCAGAUUCGCUCAUAUAGUCAAUUACUUGGCAGUAGGACAAAUCCCAUCUCACUGGACCCAACAAGAGAAAAAUAGAAUUUUUUCCCAAGUAAAGUACUAUUUCUGGAAAGAACCAGAAUUGUUCAAAUAUUGUCCAGAUCAAGUAAUCCGAUAUUGUAUCCCCGAGUGUGAAGUCCAAAGUAUUCUUACUUUCUGCCACUCGUUAGCAUGUGGGGGACAUUUUAGUGGAAGAAAAACUGCAGCAAAGGUGUUGCAGAGUGGAUUUUAUUGGCCGAUACUAUUCAAAGAUGCACAUGAAUUUGACCGUAAUUGCUUGCGAUGCCAGCAAACAGAAAAUAUUUCGAGAAAAGAUAUGAUGCCCCUGUCCCCUAUUCUUGUUGUAGAAAUUUUUGAUGUUUGGGAAAUUGAUUUCAUGGGACCCUUUCCCUCCUCAUUUGGAUUCGAGUAUAUUUUGGUAGCAGUAGACUACGUAUCAAAAUGGGUAGAAACUAUGGCAACCCGAACCAAUGAUCACAAAGUCGUGAUCAAGUUCAUUCAGCAUAAUAUCUUUAGUCGAUUUGAAUGUCCAAGAGCCAUAAUUAGCGAUGGGGGUACACACUUCACGAAUAAGCACUUCAACAUGCUAAUGAAAAAAUACGGAAUAACUCAUAAAAUUGUCACACCUUAUUACCCCCAGACAAGUGGCCAAGUUGAGGUCUCCAAUAGGGAGAUCAAGCAUAUUCUUGAAAAAAUGGUAAGAUCCGAUAUAAAAGACUGGUCAGCACGCUUGGAUGAUGCAUUAUGGGCUUACCGUACUGCUUUUAAAACACCCAUAGGAAUAUCUCCUUAUCGACUUGUAUUCGGUAAAGCUUGUCAUCUGCCGGUGGAAUUGGAACAUCGUGCAUUUUGGGCCAUACGGCAAUUUAACUUUGAUAUGAAAAAUGCAGGUUCCAAUAGGAGACUUCAACUAAAUGAACUUGACGAGCUACGGAAUGAAGCGUAUGAGAGUGCUAGAAUUUAUAAGGCUCGAACUAAAGCGUACCAUGACAAAUUCAUUGCACGAAAAAUGUUCGAGCCCAAUCAGAAAGUUUGGCUCUUCAAUUUUAGGUUGCAUUUGUUUCCUGGAAAACUUCGCUCACAUUGGGAUAGACCUUUCAUUGUAACUCAGGUAUUUCCUCAUGGAGCUGUAGAACUCAAGAAUCCUAAACAGGGGAACACCUUUAAAGUGAACGGUCAGCGAUUGAAACCUUAUAUAGAUGGAAUUAGUGAUGGAGAAUUAAUUGAAUCUAUUGAUCUAGUGGAUCCAAUACUGCCAUGA
Molecule: messenger RNA, 3237 nt
Organism: Elaeis guineensis (African oil palm)
Lineage: Eukaryota; Viridiplantae; Streptophyta; Magnoliopsida; Arecales; Arecaceae
Source: RefSeq, a predicted model, not a curated record